Messenger RNA from Ceutorhynchus assimilis (cabbage seed weevil), 4450 nucleotides. NCBI's taxonomy places the organism in Eukaryota, Metazoa, Arthropoda, Insecta, Coleoptera, Curculionidae. The record is from the annotation of a GenBank genome assembly.
GUGCCCGUCGGUUCGGGAGACUGCACGGCGUAUUCCGCACAGUUCCGAUACGCGAGAUUCAAAGUUUCUUAGUUUAGAAUUAUAAAACAAUUUGGGAUAAAAGAUAACGUGAUGAAUAAAUGAUUUAGAUGAUGCACAUCCCGACCGAAAUAACCACAAAGCAGCGGCAUGGAACAAUUCGACAUCUUGAGACCACGUUGAAAGCAAAAAAUUCACGAUAAAUCAUACCAACAAUAUCAGUUUGUAAACAAAAUGCCGAGAAUAAAGAAUUAAUGAUUAGUAAAGACAAACAAUUUGACUUUAUCAGCAACAACCCCAACUGUGUCGCGACGAAUUUUCCUUGGAUUUUUUCAAUAAUGAAAACUAAAAUGUAAAACUGAGUUUUAUCGCCCACAGUGCUGUGAUUUUUUUUUUUAAUAAAUAAGACUGAUAAUAUUAUUAUUGACAAAAUGUGGACGUAUUUAUUAUUAAUUUGUGUGCUAAAUAGUGCCCUGUUAGUGUCUGGGUCAGUGUUGCUGGAAAAUAGCUACAGUAGGACUAUGAUGAGGGUCAACCAGAGUAAUGAGAAAUAUAGUAUUGAUGAGUUGAUGAACAGUGUCUUUCCUAAGAAAAUUUCCGAUGAUGUUUAUCUGGAUCCUUGCAAAGCUGGCAACUUUUUGGGUGAUAUCGCCAUUCCAGAAGCGUUUACACCGAAACCAAAAAUCAAACACUCGUUGUUACAAGAAGAAGUUGAAAAGUAUAAACAAGAGGUAUUAGAAGGUCUGCAAAUCGAAGAAGAAGGCCUCACCGAUUACAUUCGCAAAAAAACCAAACAAGCUUCGAACGUCGAUUCAUUAAAAAGUAACAAUGAUCCAUUCGAAAAAAUGUACACAUCAACGUCCCACAAAAACAAGCAAAUUUUAAACGGUGGCUUUGGCAGUCGUCUUUUGUCAUCGACUUCAGCUCCAGUUUCAUCUACAACCGCUAAAGAUGCGGACCACAAACGAAGAAAAAGGCAUCAAAACAGGAGAAAAAGAAGAAAAUUCAGACAAACGAAUUCGAACCAGAAGCUGCAGGCAUUGUUUCAAGAGACUCCGGUGCACGAAUUCGAGCCGCAUUUUGAUUUGAAAAGAAAAUCAACUGACGAGCAAACUUUGAGACGUGUCACAAGAGCUGCAACUGCAAGAAAGGAGAGAGUUUGGGAUUAUGGAGUUAUACCUUAUGAAAUUGAUGGAAAUUUUAGUGGUUUGCACAAAGCCCUUUUCAAACAGGCAAUGAGACAUUGGGAAAAUUUCACCUGCGUGAAAUUUGUCGAAAGAAAUCGGGACGAACAUCAGAACUAUAUUAUUUUCACUGAACGGCCAUGUGGUUGCUGCUCUUUUGUUGGCAAACGUGGCAAUGGAGGCCAAGCCAUAAGCAUUGGGAAAAACUGCGACAAAUUUGGAAUUGUAGUCCACGAAUUGGGUCACGUGGUAGGAUUUUGGCACGAGCAUACUCGACCAGAUCGUGAUAAUCAUGUGAAUAUAAUUAGAGAAAAUAUUAUGAGCGGUCAGGAGUAUAACUUCAAUAAGUUGAACGAAGAAGAAGUUAAUUCGUUAGGCUUAACUUACGAUUACGACUCAAUAAUGCACUAUGCCAGAAAUACUUUUUCCAAAGGAACUUAUUUGGAUACUAUCCAACCGGUUGAUAUGCCAGGACGUAGAAGACCUGAAAUCGGCCAGAGGGUCAGACUUAGCGAAGGAGAUAUUGCACAAACUAAUUUGCUUUAUAAAUGUCCCAAAUGUGGAAGAACUUUCCAGCAAAACUCUGCAACAUUUGCACCACCUUUAUAUCAUAGCGAUAAAAUUCCAGAAGAGGGUAUACGAUGUGAAUGGAGAAUCACUGCAACUCAUGGAGAGAAAAUUGUAUUGAAUAUUACAGCUUUAGAUAUUGGAAAGUCCCCAGAGUGCAACGAAGAUUACGUAGAGGUCAGAGAUGGAUACUGGCACAAAUCUACCGUCCUUGGUGUCUAUUGUGGCACUGGUCAAGUGCCACAAAUAACAUCCACAGGCAGCAGAAUGUUGGUAUCGUAUGUUUCGAAAAGGCCCAAAGGUCAUAGAGGAUUUACUGCGUAUUAUGAAGCUGUUUGUGGCGGUGACUUCUUCAUAGACGCAGAAGGCCACCUGGAAUCACCAAACUAUCCAGAAGAAUACCAUCCAAAUAAAGAAUGCAUUUGGAGAAUCACUGUACCACAAAACUACCAAGUAGCUUUAAAAUUCCAGAGUUUUGACGUUGAAAAUCACGACAAUUGCGUGUACGAUUAUGUGGAAAUUAGAAAUGGAAUAACUUUGGAUUCACCCAUUAUCAAAGUGUUCUGCGGUCACAAAGUCCCAGCCGACAUCAUAUCCACAUCCAACCGCAUGCUAGUGAAGUUUGUAUCGGACGGUUCAGUGCAAAAAGGUGGAUUUUCAGCUACCAUAAUGAAAGAGUACGAUGAAUGUUCCAAAAUCGAUCACGGUUGUGCUCAGUUGUGUAUCAACAACUUGGGAAGCUACAGUUGCGCCUGUAGAAUUGGAUAUGAGCUUCAUUCAGAUGGAAAAAAUUGUGAAGAUGCAUGCGGAGGUGUUUUCGAUGUAGCAAAUGGAACAAUUACAUCACCAUCCUUUCCAGAUUUUUAUCCAUUUGACAAAAAUUGCGUUUGGGAAAUUAUAGCUCAACCACAAUACAAAAUCACUUUGAAUUUUACUCACUUUGAUCUAGAAGGGAACAAUGCGCAACAACAGCAAUGCGAAUACGAUCGAGUGGACAUUUUCAGCAAACUCAAAGAAGGCAAAUUAAAGAAACACGGCUCGUAUUGCGGCUCAAAAGCACCAGGAUUAAUUACGUCAGAAAGCAACAUUAUGCGGGUGGUGUUUUAUUCGGACACUAGUGUCCAGAAAACUGGAUUUGCUGGUAUAUUUUUUUCAGAUAUGGACGAGUGUGCUAAAGACCACGGUAACUGUCAGCACGAGUGCCUCAACACCCUCGGCUCUUACAUUUGCACGUGCCACAACGGUUACACUUUACAUGAAAAUGGUCGCGACUGCAAAGAAGGCGGCUGCAAAUACGAAAUAACUACCCCAACAGGAUCUUUGGGUAGUCCUAAUUAUCCUGAUUAUUAUCCUGGAAGAAAGGAUUGUGUAUGGCACUUCAGUACGACUCCAGGUCAUCGUGUACGAAUCGUUUUUCUUUUCUUCGAAUUGGAACCACAUCAAGAAUGCGCCUACGACCAUGUAGAUUUCUACGACGGUUCUUCACCAGAAUCUCCCUCACUAGGAAGAUUUUGUGGAUCAAAGUUGCCUCACAUGAUUGUUGCUAGCGGAAAUCAACUUUAUAUGACUUUCAGGUCAGACGCAAGUGUUCAAAGAAAUGGAUUUUCAGCUUCUCAUUCAACUGUGUGUGGUGGAAUGCUACAAGCAACGCAAGAUAAAAAGCAUAUUUAUUCUCAUGCUAAGUUUGGAGGUUCCAGCUAUGAUAACAGAGCGGAUUGUGAUUGGACCAUUGAAGCACCGCCUGGCUACAACGUUCAUUUAUCGUUCUUAACAUUUGACGUAGAAGAUGAGAAAGACUGCGGAUAUGAUUUUGUGGAAAUAUUCAGUGGAUUAGAUUCCAGCGGACCAACUUAUGGCAAAUUUUGUGGAACAAAAAAACCAUUUGAUAUAAUAUCUACAAAUGAAGCUUUAUUGAUACGUUUUCGAUCUGACGACACUUUGGUCAGUAAAGGUUUCAGCUUGGUGUAUGAAGCAGUUCUAUCUGACAGCGUUGAUAGCGAUGAAGAAGAUAUUUAAAUUCCAUAAUUCUAGAAUUUUAUUGAUAACUGCCAAUAUCCUAUAGUAUCAAUAAUUGUUAGUGCGUUUAUAGAUUUUUUUAAUAAAUCGAUUGCCCACAUGCUAUUUCUAUGCUCUUCUAGAGGGCGCUGAAUGUAUUGAAACAAUUUGAUUUUUUAGCUAGACUUAGCUACUAAAAGAUAGCACAAUGAUACUCUCAAUAAUGUAUGAAUGUUUUUCUUUUUUACAUUUUAUAGUUAUUGUGCCAUAGAGUAUAAUGUUUAAUUUUUCUAUAGAUACAAAAGUAUUUCCAUUAUUUUAAUUAUUAAUGUUUCUUUUCCACAAUAUUCGAUUUUCGUUUCUAAUCCAAUGUUAUUUGAUUAACUAGAUAUAAGUACUUAAGAAUUAGGAAGCUAGUAUUAGGACAAUACCUACUUAUUCGCUUUGGUAAGGAUUUUACUCAAUAAUGUUGAAUCCAUAGGUAAAGUGUUUGAUUUUAAGUGAUCUACUGUGUGUUUUAGGACAGAAGUAGUUUAGAAGUCUACUUAAAUAUAAGCAAAUUUCACUUGGAUCUGUUUUGAAUGUUGUCGAUGUCGUAUGUAUCAUUUUAUAUACGUAUGUAGUAUGUUGUAUAUAAAAAUACGGUUUUAGAAAGUUUUAUGUGUCAAAAAUAAACGUUUAAUGAA